AGCCGGCAUCAGAGGCUGGUGCAGCCGGUAGCGGUGGACCAGAGGCUGCUGCAGCCGGGGGCGGUGGAUCGGGAGAUGCCGCCGGAUCCACCGUCUCCGAGGAUCCCGCGGCCGCGGCCGAUGUUGACGACGCGCCCCCAGAGGAGGGGGAGGGGAGCGCCAAGAAGCAAAAAUUAACCGAUCCCUCCGCUAAGCCACCUGGAAAAGAAAUCGUAUACAAGUUUCAAAACAGCUGGAAAUCAGGGAGGCCUUGGCUGAGAUAUGACAUUGUAAAGAAAAAAAUGUUCUGUGACAUUUGUAUCCAGUAUGACACUGUAAGCAAGAGAAAUGUGUUUAAGGAGGGGUGCACAGAACUGCGUUUUCACUAUGUCACCCGGCAUGAAGCUCUACCCAGCCACACAAAGGCAGAAGAGAAAAAGAACGCGGCCACACUUCCUGUCAAUGAACGCCCUAUGGACAGAGCUAUACAGAGGAUGGAGCAGAAGGACAUGGACAAAAUGCAGGUUCUGUUUCGCACGGUAUUCUACCUUGCAAAGAGAGGGCGUCCGUUUAAUGAUUUGAAGAGCAUUAUGGAACUUCAGAAACUAAAUGGAACUGCACAUGUUGGUGACACAUAUGCAAAUGACAAGCAGGCCAAGACUUUCACUCACUUCAUUUAUGAAGAUAUGCGGCGAAAGUUGGUAGAAAAAGUCAGAAAUUCAGAAUGGCUUUCAAUACUGACUGAUGGGAGCACUGACAGAGGCCGUAUUGAGGAGGAAGUUGUGCUUGUUAGAUACCUGCUUGACAAUGCUGAACCCGUGACAACAUUUGUAGCAUUGAAGUCUCUCCAUCGAGGGGAUGCAGCAAAUAUCACCGAGGCCAUCAAAAAGUGCUAGAGCGUGACCUAGACCUGCAAGAAGAAACAUGGACAAAGAAGCUACCUGCAGUUUGCAUGGAUGGAGCAGCAGUAAACUUCGGCUGCAGAGUAGGUGUCGUCACAAGGUUGCAGGAGAAGGUCCCAUCUUUGAUUCCAAUCCACUGUUGUGCACACCGACUUGAAUUGGUAGUGAAGGAUAUCCUAAAGAGGGUGCCAUUCUUUCAAGUCGUAGAGGAUCUGCUGAUGUCUCUUUACAGGUUCUACCACUGGAGUCCACUGAACUGGGAUGAGUUAAAGCGCAUGGGCGAGGCAUUCAACAUCGUCAUCCUCAAGCCGCCCAAAGCCAGCGGGACACGGUGGCUGCCUCAUCACGAGAGGGCAGUAGUAGCAGUUACUAGGGACUUUCCUGCCUUAGUACAGCAUUUGGGCGAAGUUGCUACACAAGCAACUGGAGAAAGGAAGCUAAAGGCUGCGGGACUCUACAAGGUCAUAAGAACCUUGAAGUUUGCUUCCUUCUUAAACUUUCUAAGAGUCUUCAUUCCAUCAAUGUCAGGUCUGUCGCAUCUGUUUCAAGUGAAUGACUCAACUGUGGAAAUGGUGGCUACAAAGGUACAGGCCUUGGUAACACAUUUCAUCAAACUACAAACAGAUGAGCAAAAGUUGUCAUCAAUUCUACACAAGGACCUCGUCAUCAAUGACGAGGAGGGUGUAGAGCAAGCAACAUGGUUUGAAACACCACUUGUGGUGAAGAGCACCCUGAGGCAUUCACCUUCCACCAGUGCUGGAGUCAUGGAAGAAAGCAUGAAAAAUGCACAAGAAGUUUUAGGCCAGACAAUUGGAAAACUGGGAGAGCGGUUUGAUAGCUAUAUAGCCAACCCAGUUCUGAAAGCGGCCAACUGUUUUGACAUGGGCAACUGGCCAUCGGAAGAUGAUGAUGAUGACGACAUGGAAGAUUUUGGAGCAUCACAAGUAGAAGCCAUCUACAAACAUUACAAACGUAUUAUGGACAUGAAAGGUUUCUCACUGGAAACAGCGCAAGCCGAGUGGACAGAGCUGCAGGUAGUCCUGAAAAGGAAGUACCCAAACAGGGAUAAGAAGUUUAUUAAGCUGUGGCCAAGUGUCCUCAGGUCCUUCCAAGACACAGGUCGCUUUGAUAACAUCUUUUCCAUCAUCAGGCUCCUACUCAUCAUUCCAAUCCACACAUCUGAAUGUGAAAGAACCUUUUCUCACAUGAACUUUGUGAAAACAGACUGGAGGAGUCGCCUUCAGUCAAGUGCCCUGACAUCCUUACUGAUGAUUAAGCUUUCUCCCACAACACUGGAGGCUUUCGAUCCAACAAACAGCAUCAGCCUGUGGUACGAUGGUGGAAAGAGAAGGCCUGCCACACAGCCGUAUGGGAGCAGGGCUGGAAGAAACGAGCAUGAGUAUGCUGAAUCAGAAGUAUCUGACGAAACGGAGGACUCAGAUAAUUGAGGCAAAUAAACACAGAUGAUACUUGCAUUGUUCAUGUUUUGUUUUUAAUGUGUACUAAAUCUUCUAUAUGCAG
Messenger RNA from Branchiostoma belcheri (Belcher's lancelet), 2402 nucleotides. Its product is annotated as zinc finger protein 862-like. Lineage: Eukaryota; Metazoa; Chordata; Leptocardii; Amphioxiformes; Branchiostomatidae. The record is from RefSeq and is a predicted model, not a curated record. The transcript is spliced from 2 exons. Gene Ontology annotation, molecular function: protein dimerization activity. Bases 932 to 2329 code for a protein of 465 amino acids.